Messenger RNA from Cygnus atratus (black swan), 12382 nucleotides. It is a transcript of the gene CPM, whose product is annotated as carboxypeptidase M. Gene Ontology annotation, biological process: proteolysis. Lineage: Eukaryota; Metazoa; Chordata; Aves; Anseriformes; Anatidae. Gene Ontology annotation, molecular function: zinc ion binding; metallocarboxypeptidase activity. Bases 7614 to 8702 code for a protein of 362 amino acids. Gene Ontology annotation, cellular component: cell surface. The transcript has 7 exons. The record is from RefSeq and is a predicted model, not a curated record.
GACUCAGCCCAAGGGCACGCUGGAGAUGAGGACCACGUAGCGGGGUGGGAAGUGCGUGCCUACCUGGUGAUGUAGCCAGCAGAGAACCUAGGCACCUGUCCCAGACACCAUUCUGUACAGACAUCAGUGGAAGUUGUGCCCGAGGUAGAGACCUGUGGGUUCUUGUUCUGGGAAGGUUUCCAACCCAACAUAAGAUUGGCAUUCCAGAGUUCAAGUAUGUUGCUAAUAUGCAUGGGGAUGAGGUACGUUUCAACUUUUGCAAUGUCAUUUAUACCAAAUAUACUUGCCAGAGGUUUAGGGUGAACUUCUCUCAGGUGUGUGCUGUUCAUUAUUCGAGUAUAUCCUCAAAGAAGAACUAAUGUGUGUGUGUUUCCUGAGGAAUUUCAAGGAAAAUUUCCCUUGUGGCAGAAGGGUUUUAAGAGACCUUCCAUCAAAGUAAAGAAUCCUACACCUAAGACAUCUCAAGUAGAAAGAGAUUUGUCUUCUCCACAAGAGUAAACCCAGAGGCUUUAAUUUUACUGGCAAUGAAUCAGUUGUAAUGGUUUGCUUGUAAGUUGUUAUUACCGAGAAAUGAAAUAUGAGUGAUAAAACGCUUAAAACCCAUCCAAAGAGUGAAUAAUAGUUCUUGUGAACCACCAAAUGCGGUUUUUAAGAAGGCAAUUUCUCCUAGGAACCUUAAGCUAGGAACACACAGAUUCAUCUAAGGUAACACUGAGUACAAAAGAAAAAGCAAUUUCAGGCCUAAUUUGCUGUGGAAAGUAUGCCCAUUUUUUAAUGAUAAAGGAGGUAAUGGUGAUUAUGAGCUUUCCUGGUGUAGUAUGUGAAUCUGAAAUAGAAAUAUUCAAAGCUUCACACUUCCUUCUAAUCUUCUCACACUUCCCUCUAAUCUUCUCUUGCUUCCUAUUUCCCGUAUUCUUUAGCUUUACCUGCUUUUAUGAUGCAUGGUCAGGAUAAAUUUAAACUACACAGUAUGUUCCUAUGAAGUCUUUAGUUAUAAAGGGUAAAUAAUUCAACAGAAGUGGCAAAAUAUAUAUAUGCCAGACUGUGAAUUCCCCAAAUUAAUGAAACUAGGUGGAAUAGUAAGUGUAUCCUGUGUAAAGCACAACUUACCACCAGCUAUUCCUAUUACCGAUACUGUCUGAGUACUUGCACGCCUCCAGGCACUUGCGACACCGUGUGCCAGGAAUUUUCCCCAAGUUAGACUAGUUUCACCUUGUUUGACAGUGGCUGUGCUCAGCAUGCUGCUGGGAGCCUGACUGCUUUGGAAUUUAACUCUGUGUGGGAGGGAGCUGACUCACGGCCCCGCGUGGCCCACGCUCCUGGGUGCUGUGUGUGGUGCGGGGCGCCUACAGGAGCUGCGGCUGCAUGCACCGGUCCCUGCGGGCUGCUGAAGAAAGUUUCAAGACUAUGGCUACAGAUGACCCAAAUUUGGUGAGGAGGGAGUUGGAGGGGAGAACACAACACCGUCUUGUCCAGCGUGGCCUGGCUUUCCAAUCCAGUAGUCCUGGAGUGCAGAAGGGCAGGUUCCUGCUGCCACUCCUCCUGGCAGAGCAUCCACGAUGAAGCGCUCCUGCUGCUGUCACCGCCCAGCUGGAUGUGCACUAGGAGCUUUGAGCACGGAGGCACGCAGUGUUUGCGUGUUCCUGGGGUCAGGCAACCUGGAUCACUGUCUAGGAUAAAAAAUUCUACAUCGACUAUGACAAACGAAGCGAGAUUAAGUACUGGCAUCAUCACCAGUUUAUCUGAGAGGGGUUGUUCCCUGAGCUAGCAGUGCCGUAGCAGGACGUGCUGAGGUACGUGUCUCUCCAACGAACCACGUUCUAGCUUGUUCAUCAGACCAAGCACACCCCUAGGAAAGAUUCUGGAAUUAAGGCUAUUCAUUUUCAGGCCCUCAUGAUGAUCUUUGCCUUAUAUUUACAUAUAUUUUUGCAUACGAAUGUAACACAGUUUUCCUAUCCGACCAUAAAAGCAUUUCAGAUGGCAGGAAAUGAAUUCCUCAUAUAGAGAAGCAUUGGAGAUCUUUGAAUAUUUAUUCCCAUAAUCUAAAAUACUGCUGGACUAGUCACUGGGGAAAGACUCAGCUUCCCCUGUAAUAGAUGAAGCAGAUAAGUUUUGCACGAACUGCAUGACAAGCUUCGACUUGUGUUCCACAGUCUUUCAUAGCCUGAGAUUGUAGGAUUAUAGCUUCAUUGAUCUGCGAAUGUCCUUUGUGCUCCAGUGGUGCUUCCCAUAAAGGUGAGGAGCUUCUCCAUGCAGUGAGCAGCUCUGUUCUCUGGUACCACUUGGAGACGCUGCCCUUCUAACCUGUUGUGAUCAUGUAAAUGGCACUUUUCCUUGAUUCAGCCAGCAGGCUGCUCCUAAAACCGGAAAACGGGGAAGCCUGAAUUGCAUAUGUGCAGGCUGUUCACACAUGCUGCUGGAAGAAAACCGAGGUUAUUUGGAGGGUUGCCCAACAGGGCAGUUCUAUUAAGAUAAUAGGAGUACACAACACCGGGAAGAGAGCUUUUUUUUUUUUUUAAUCAGAACUGGAAAGACUGUUUUUAGAGUAGGUUAAUUGCUUUAUAGCAUAAAACAUGACCAGCCAAGGCUAAAUGAUUUUGUUCUGUGACAGCCAUUGGCAAACAGAGUGAACUUUUGCCCCAGGUCCAUAGAUGCAACAGUAGACUUACCUCAAUGUUUCUGUGGCUGAAUGAGGCUGGUCACCAUUUCCAGCAGUACUACCUGCAAUCCAGCCUCUGCCUGAUAAUUAGAGGUAGUGCAGCUGCUUUCAGCUCUGUGGCACUUUAGUCAAAACGGCACUAAUAGACUGCACAAAAUGCAAAGGCCUGUGACAUGUCAGUAACAUUUGCACUAAAGAAGAUGCGGAAGAGGUUGCCUGCUGCUCUAGGGCCUGCUCGUUAGUGUUGUAGUCCCUGUAUUUCAACCAGUGCUUUAGUACAGACAGCUCAAAGCAAAUUUGAGGUGGUUUUUUUGGUCUGCUCUCUGUGGGGAGCAGUGAUGUGAGUUUUCCUGUUUUUUUUUUGUUUUGUUUGUUUGUUUGUUUUUAGCUCCAGCUCGUUCUGAUUUAGGCAGCAGCCUGCUCUUGUCCCAGGCUUGUGCUCUCACUGAAAGAGCUCCUCCUGUAUGUAGGUAUUCACACGUUCCUCUUUGAGGGAAAAGCUCAUUCCAUUUCUCACUGACCAAAGCCAAAUCCCCAAACACCCUUAAGCUGUACACGGAGCAGACCGGUCAGCUUUUGACCAGCUGUGCCACUGACUGGAGUCCAGUCUGCACAACUGAGCCAGAGGAUUUCAUUAGACUGUUCCUAAACCACUUAGGUUGUAGCAGGAAAGCUCUAAGGGAAAGCAUGUCCGAAGUGUAACCUUCCUGUGCGUUUCUGCUUGUUCCCUUUGCUGCAUUACAGACAGGGCUUCCUUAGCUUUCUGAAGCUGUAGUGUGAUAGCAAUCACAAGGUCAAUCCCUUUUCCAGGAUGAUAAUACUGGUGCCAUCCUUCUCCCACAUCCUCCCCUUCUGAUAACUUUUGCUUUUUCUGGUGCAACACCAUUUGCCUCUUUCUCUCCCCGAAGCUGAGCCUGUGGUGAUGGGCCUCAACUAGCCCAUGUGAACGGGUGUGUUUAUCUUGGUGGCUUAUCUUGUGAGUGAAGUUAGCGCAGCUGUACCCUGUUUUGCAUGUCAUCAUAGAUGUAAUCAUCUCCACAGAAGGGUUUCCAGAAAUAUGGUGCCUUAUUAGGGCUUGGGUGGUUGAGGACUGGAGUAGUUUUAUUUGUGAUUGAUACAAUUGGAGCUUUUUUUUUAAAAAAAAAAAAGUGUUUUGUAGAAUCUCUUGUUCUCAUUUCCAAAAGUGAAUAGCAGCUGCAUUUAUGCUGUCAAAAUAUGUCUAUACAAGACAAUUUUUAUCACCGCAUUAGACAAAAGGUUGCGUCUGCAUAUUAUAAAGGCUGCUAUAUGAAGUUUUCAGGAUAUAUCCGAUGUCAUUUAUCUGUAUUGUGUGAUAUAGCAUGGCAGAGGUGUGGCAGGGCUACAAAUACAUACCCUAGGAGAGAAAAUAGGGGAAGAAUUGUAUAUAUAUUUCCUGUAUAGGGAACUAUUUUCUACCUGGUUUCAAUAUCAGCUGACAGGAUGUAAAGAAGGUCAGAGGCACUAGAAACCGCAGAGUUCCCAGCACCCCAGUCUAUUUGCUAACCUCGUGCUUGAAAAAACUUUGAGAUCUCUUUCAACAUAGGUCGGGCUGCUGCUUUGGGAGGCGCUGGCUGCGUGCCCCGUGGCGUCCACACAAGCAGCGGCUUUAAGGCUGCCCUUCGUAGCUGACAUCCCCCAGACUCGUUGGGGUGUGCUGCAGGUGCCCCAAAUCCAGUCAUUAUGGCCGGCAGGUUUUUGGGGCUCCCCCUGCACCUCGGGUCGGGUGGCGCCCGCGCUGCCCCAGCUCUGCGCAGCACUCGGGGCCGGAGCAGGGAGGCUGGCGAGGCCGGGCUGCUCUGGAACAGGUCCUACCUGACGGUUCGGGUCUUUCUUUCGCCAUAGUUCAGCUAAAAAAAAAAAAAAAAAAAAAAGGCCAAGUUUACGGAAAGAAUUUUAAUCUUUAAAAAAAAGGGCAGAGCCUAUCUGCCCAUCGCCCCCUGGCACUAGGCCUCUACCACGUGGCAGUAAAAGCGUGUUAAAUACAGGGGCGCGGGAGUGGAGCGUCACGCUGCGGGCACGGUGGCAGCUGACCUUAAUCUUUUAACAAGCUGUGGCCGGGGCUCCUUGACCAAGUGCUCGGUCUCUGAGCAGGGGCUGACCAGGCGUGACAGCCAGACCUGUGCUCUGCAGUCCGGCCUUCCCCGAGGAUCACGGAAAGCCUCUUCUGCUGCCUGUCUGCCCCUCGGGCACGCAGUGACACCGUGACGUCCGGACGUGCGUUCUGUGAGAGGGUCGUGACAUCCGGCUGUGUCCCCGGGGUGGGAGAAAGGGCUGGCUUUCGUGUCACCCCUCGUCUGGGCUACUGCAAAGCCACACACCUGGGCACGAGGCCAUCACCCCGGGGAGGCUGCGAUUAAAACCGAAUACUCGUCGUGUUCCCUCGAAGACAAGAGGUCUUCCCUCUGCUCUCCCCGUGUGCGUGUAGUAGAUUAGAGGUGUGUUAGGGUGUCUGUCCUCGGCACUACUGUCGGCAACCUGCCCCCAGUGUCUCAAGGCUUACUUGCAGCAUUACAGUAAAGCAGAGGAACGGCUGCCAGCUUCACUCCAUGGGCACAACUGAACGCCCUGCUGUCAGGGCGAAGCUUGCUGGGCAGUAGGUGCUGCCUUCUGAGGGCUUGACCAAAACUUGAGCUUCACUGUCUCAGAAACGAAGCCCUUCCCUUAACCACCUCCAGAUGUGCUUCCUCAAGAAAUCUGGGGUCAUCUGGGCCAAAGCAACAGCCCUCCCUCUGUUGCUCUACCAAAACCAAGUGGUAACACACACUUCUUUAAAUGAUGAGAGUACCAGCCCUCUCUGACAGAUGUUAGCUGAAUGGAGCUAAGUACUUGGAUACAGCAAGAGCUACGCAAGGAAUCCCAUAAAAUAGGAUUUGUUUUUUGUUGUUGUUUUUUAAUGCUGCAUAUGUAAUAAGUCUGGGCUUUACUCUGGAGUGCAAAGAAUGUCAUCUAUGAAGCACCGGUCAGCUUCUGCUGUUUGUGAACAUUAUCCUUUUCCAACCACCUUUUCUUCUUCCUUUUCCUGCUUCUCUACCCCUUUUUUCCCGGAGUUGCUGCCCCUGCCCCAGACACUGAAGAGAACCAGGAUAGGCGCAGAUUCCCUUUCCCGUUUCCUCCGGAGAGCAGUCCAGUCUUGCUUGCAGUCUAGCUCUCUCUGUGGUAGGGCUGUUCUCGUUUCUUCUGAGCCUGCUAGCUUUAUCUCUCCUGCCCAGGGCCAUGAUUUGGCUGACUUCUCCCCCUUCCCUUCUUCCCCCUGCUGCCCAAGAUGUCUAUCACCUGAGCUGCCCGUACAAGACAGGUUCUGGUGCGCCCCUUCUUAAAUUUCACAGAGCAAGUUUUAAGCCUGACACCGGUGUGAUCUGCAGCUCUGUGGGGCUGUGCUUGGCGCUGCUGCCCUCCCCUCUUCCUUCUGGGACAAGCAUCAGUUGCCGCCCAGCUGAAGAGACGUGCUUUGCUCCCAACCUGAGCAGAGGGUGUACCCAAGGUGUACCAGCCAGCUUCUGCCAGCUGAGCUCCAUGUUCUGGUUUACCUCCGUGUCCAGAGCGGGAUUUGCUGCUUAAAUUGCACUGAUGUGAAAAUUUAACAAGCUGUCACUGCAGCAAAUAGCUGGGGAGAAAUAUUCCCUUCCCUCUGUCUGAUUUCAUCUGCUUUUUACCUUCCCUGUACCAGCCUGCAAGCAAGAGGAUGUUGAUCUGUGAUGCCAGUUUCACCCCGUAAUGUCACUCCAUGUUUCUCAAUUUAGGAGCGGGGGAAAAUCCUCUGCAGUUUUUCCACGUUAGUGGUGCAAGACUCAUUGUAAGAGAUAGUGAGGCUCCGUAGCUCUGAAGUGGAGCCCUCAGUGAUUUACCAGGCUCUGUUCUUGGAGAAAAAGUAGAGAGAAACUAUCUGCAGAGCACAUCCAGUUGCCAGUCUUGGUUCGUUCCCAUCCCAGCCAGAGUUUAGGAACCCCACUGCAACCUUGAUGCUCAUGGAAAGCCUGGUCCAGUGAACACGCUGUGCUGGUGGUUUUUGGGGCAGAACAGGGUUGUUCUCAACUCACUGGAGCUGGAAAUUGUCACUGUUUUGGCUAAGAUCUGACCUAGCAGACCAAAGGGAGAUGUCCUGCCAGCCUUCAUGACUUACACGAAUUUACAUGAACAGAAACAAGCAUUUAGCUUUUUCUCUGCCGCUGCCUUUCCUUGUGCCAGAGGUUGCAUCCAAAUGGGCUUUCCGUCUUUCUCUAAGGAUCCAUACACACCUGUUCCGUUUCCCCAGUGCCCGUGUUCAUAGCAAUAGGGUACGGCAAGGUACGGGGUAUGAGGGAAGUGUCAGGGGAGCCUUUCUUCUCUCUGUAUCAGGAGUCAGCUUCUCUUGAGCCUGCACUAAAGUCGAUUUCACAGAAAAAGAGAUUAAAAACAACAAACUCUUGUACUCUGCAGAACCCUGGUAAAUUUGGAAGGAGUCUCUUUCCCUUCUUCCAUCACUUGCCAGCCCUGCCGAGCACUGGCACUUACGUGCAGGGCCCAGGGUCCCUGGGGCAUCAGCCCAGAGCUGACUCUGCACCACCUGAGAUAGCGCAGGGCUGCGUUUCCCAGCCCACGUGGUCUUCAGCAGGCAGCCCUUGCAGUUUGAGUUUUUGAUAAGGCUCUGCCUUAUCCGCACAGGGUUUCAGCAGCGUAGCUGACACAGUCGGUUUCCCAUUACACAAGUAGUUCUGGUUGAUCUGGGUUUGAAACUCUUGUGAAAACCUUCCAGUGACUCCUUUAAUCUUGUAAAUUGCUUUAAAUGUAAUUAGAGGGAGAGCAUGAAACAAAACAGUAUUGACCAGAAUGUUCUUGUGUGCCUUGUGUGUCUGUGUAACCCAGUCAAAACAAAACCCUGUAAGCGUAAAGCGGUGGGUUUGGGCUAUUUUUGUUAGUUUUUUUUGUUCUGUUUUUCUUCCAUAGCAGGCUUAAAAUGAAAUCUAUGCUGCUUUUGCAGACUGUUGGGCGAGAAAUCCUGCUCCAUUUGAUAGACUACCUGGUGACCAACUACAGACGUGACCCAAAUAUUACCCAGUUACUCAAUAAUACCCGGAUUCACAUCAUGCCAACAAUGAAUCCUGAUGGAUUUGAAGCUACAAAAGUGCCUCAUUGUUAUUACUCACGAGGAAGGUACAAUAAGAACGGAGAGGAUCUGAACAGGAAUUUUCCUGACGCCUUUGAAAAUAACAACAACACCAUUCAGCCAGAGACUCGAGCGGUGAUGAACUGGAUAAAAAAUGAAACGUUUGUUCUGUCAGCGAACUUGCAUGGGGGUGCCCUGGUUGCCAGCUACACGUUCGAUAACGGUAACUCAGUUACUGGCUCAUCAAAAGGCUACAGCAGGUCUCCAGAUGAUGAUGUUUUUAUUCACCUGGCAAAGACCUAUUCUUUCAACCAUGCCAGCAUGUACAAAGGGACUGGGUGUGACAACAGACAAACCUUUCCAGACGGCAUCACCAAUGGGUAUUCCUGGUACCAGCUGGAAGGUGGAAUGCAAGAUUACAACUAUGUCUGGGGACAGUGUUUUGAAAUCACAUUGGAGCUGUCAUGCUGUAAAUAUCCUCCGGCAGACCAGUUGGAGAAAUUCUGGAGAGACAACAAAGUUGCUCUGGUUGAAUAUAUAAAACAAGUACACCUAGGAGUCAAAGGUCAGGUUACUGAUAGGAAUGGAAAUCCUAUUCCCAAUGUGAUCGUGGAAGCCCAAGGGAGGUCUCAUGUCUGCCCGUACAGAACAAACGAACACGGAGAGUACUUUCUUCUCCUUUUGCCUGGGAAGUAUGUGAUCAAUGCUACUGUACCUGGAUUUAAGUCGAUGCUGAAGACAGUGGAAAUACGUGAUAACACUGGUAACUUCAGUGCUUUGAAACAAGACUUCUCUUUCUCAGAAGUCUCUAUCAGAACAAGACCUGCUUCGUGUCCUAAAACGCCCUUGUACCAAGAGCUUGAACGUUCUUCAGCUGCGGUAAAACCAACUCUACACAUCUUGGUUUUAAUGACCGCCGUGAUUCUACUUUUCAAAUAAAGUCAGGGAUGACGUGACAGGGCAAAAUCUUCCUGCACAAAGGUGGCUUUUGAAACAAGGAAUUGUGUAUGUAAAAGAAUGUAUGUUUUUAUGAACCAAAUUCUCAGAUUUAUAAUCACGUUUAUUGUAUUUUGUAAAUUACUGCCUUGACAAUCAAAUGUUGUACUUUAAUUGUAAUAGACUAUCGUAUUUUUCUACAUAUUUGGAGUAAAUAUUUUACUCUAAAGAAAAACUGUACAGCCUAUGGAGGUAAUUGUAGAAUUUUGAUGCAGGUAGUUACACAUCUUUUGAAGAACUUGCCAGAGUUCAAAAACAGUCUAAGCUUGUACUGCCACUGUUUCAAACUGUUUCAGUGUUGAACUAACAGUUCAUGUGCCUGCACAACUGUAAGCAAGUAGCUCAAUCCUAAUUUCUUGUAAUAAAGCCACUGCUAUAAAUGAAGAAUGACAUUUUUAAGAAUGUUCUUUCUUGUCUAGACAAAUGAGACCAGUCGGGGCUGAAAUAAGAUUGGUAACACAUGGUAGAAGAAAAGAAGAUGGAAAUAAAUAACCAUCUGUAAGUGCCCAAGGGCCAUGCUGCUGGAGCUCGAUGAUACCCUGUGCCAUCAGGCAAAAGACAGUAAUGUAGGUCUCUGAAAAAGCGUUCCUCUAAGACAGAACUAUUGAAAGCGACAUAGAGACAGCCCCCUUAAGCUUCAUACAGUUGCCUUUUUUUUAACUGAAUGUGUUACAGAGCAGAACCAUAAUUCACAAUUUUUCAAUCUAAAUAACUUCAGCUAGUUGUUGUUUUUUUAAGCAUGUUUCACAGCCCUCUUACUCCCUCUUUGGCUCAUGCCUGGUAUCUGCACAGCAGAAGCUGGAAGGUGUGCUUCAGGAGGAGUGACCGUUGUACAGCAGCUGGUUUCUAAGGGCUGUGCUAACAGUGCGCUAUCAGGUGCAGAUUUAGCAGAUUCCUUUUACCUGGUCAGUUGUAAACCAUUUUCAAGGCACUUUGAAGCUGUUCAGCAAACUCAGACGUUACCGAGUGAAGUCAGUGUCACCGCGUGUGUUUAUUUUGAAGCUUCAUCUGCUGCUAAUUUUCUUAAGCAGUUUUAAAAGCAGCCAGAAGAGAUUAUCUUUGGAAACGUCUACGUUUUCCUGCACACAGUAAAUCAAAAAUGCAGGAACAGAGUAAAUCUUUUGAUAAAAGUAGUUUUUUGAAGUGUACCACUGUUACUGCAGAGGUGCUCCUGUGUUUCACAUCAAGACAUACCAGCUGGGCCGUGGGUCCCAGUCUAAGCGUAAAUACACUUUUGGUAUUGGAACACCAAUGCACUCAGAACAGCAUCUCAUUACAUACAGACUGUACGUAAGAUACUGUUGUGUCAUUGUCUUUGUUUGUUGUAUCUCAUCCAUUUGAAUUUUCUACCUUUCUUCCCCUUUUAAAUGUUGUGGAGUGUUUACUAGUCAAAGCCAUAACCAAUUAUCCACUAAUCCCUCCAGAGAGGAUUGGUUCCAGUUCUGUUACAUAGAGCAAGAGCUAGAGCGCCCUGAAGUUCAAAAUACUCCAAAAGCAGGAACAUGAGCGAUGACUCACUCCAUGCUACCAGCCAAGUGAGGGGAGAAAGAAGCUGCGCUGUUGUUUCACAGAAUUAAGAGGCUGUAUGAAAAUCAAGUAGGAGAACUUUAAAGGAAAAAAAAAUAAUCAUUGACAUGAAAAAAAAAGCACUAAGGAGCAUAUAAACACAUCUUUAUUUAAAGCUCUUAGCCAUCAUAGUUAAUUUUCUCAGAAAAACUGAAAACCAAAACACAUAAAUGCAAUACACAUGAAAAUUCUUCUCACAAAGGGAACUACGCGCGGUGCGAUUUGAGUGGACAGCUGCACGUGAACGGCUACUGGACGCAGCAGGACGUGCGGUGCUUAGCUACAAGGUUCACACACGUCACCGCACGUGUGUUCAGCAACCUACGCGUGGUGGUAAAAUUGCAUAGUUAUUUAACUUCACUAUUAAACUCUCUAUUUAAUAACAAUUCCAACUCUGCACAGUCAGACAACAAAGUAAGACUCUGCUUUUGGAAAAGCGAUCUGUUAUUUAAGGUAUUUAUGUAAUCUUCAUGCUGACUGCCAUCAACUUAGCAAAAAAAACAAACAGGAAAACCUGCCCCUUGAAAGCCAGGCUGUUAACUUAAAGCAACAUCUACUAAAAGGGGAGAGAACACCCUCUGAAGUAUAACCCACAACUUUUACACAUACAAUAGGUAUGACAGAGAGGCAUUCAAAUUUUCAGUGUGGCUGUGGUAAAUAAAAGCAAGUACACAUUAGUUGAAAGCAACAAUUUUUCCUUUUCAGUACGUUCAGUCUAUUGUUACGAAAAAUACCUUAAGCCCACGCUUGGGGGUUGGUUGGACUUACUUAUUUUUUUCACUCUUUUGCUUGCUCAAACUUUAAACUAAGUAACCCAAAAAAUAAGAUAAACCACUCUCUCUCCUGUAAGAGCAUGGUUUUCUGAAAAUUAUUCUUGCUGAUGCUUUCUGCAAGAAUGAGGAACUGUUUUUUCCCCUCGUUUUAGGGGAAAAAAUGUGCCCUAAGUCUUCCAUGUGUUUUCAUACCCAUACAGAAAUUUCACACAGUGACAUUUAAGCAAAAUAACAGAAAACGGAACACGGUGAUACAACUGUACUAGGCUGUUAGAAAUAAAUAGAACACCCCAUCAAUUAAAUUUUGUAGUGUGUUUACCGGUUUCUAAAUCAAACUCCUAGCUGAAGGGGCAGCCAAAGCUUCUUGUGCAACGCAGCACGGCGCGGACUUCCUCCGGGCUGCCAGGCAGCAUCGCCAACACAACUCGCGGUGGGUGCGCUACACCGACAGUCCUUGCAGAGUGGGCGUGCAAUACAAUCAGCAACCCAGCUACCUGCUUCACCCCGACACGUUUUUUUAAAAGAUAAAGGCAACAGGCUUGUAAUGUAAUAAAUUUUAAGUGAACCUUCUCAACUGUUUUAACAUUCAACAAUCCUAGCAUUUUUGGGAAGUGUCAGACGCUGAAACAAAGCAGUUUUGGCACCUGUCUUGGGUACUCCACUUUGCACGUAUCCUUCUUGGUUGAAGUGAAAAAGUCGUAUUUUAUCCAAAAGUGGUUUUCUUGUACAAAUGCGAGUCCUUGCAGCAUUUGCACCUAAAUACUGUUGACCUGAAGUGCACGAAGAAACACACUAAGACAAUUACAGACUUUGUAUACUUUCAAAUUUCCCAAGUAUCUGGCCAUUCCUUCACCCUUAAUCUCCUUGAUCAAAGGAGGGAGAAAUUACCACUCAGUGUAGAUUUUGACUGGGAAGCCUCUCAUCACGUCGCAUCUUCAUACAGUGACCCCCAGUGUUAACAACACAAGGGAGCAGUGUCUGGAGAUGGCAAAGCGUUCCAUCAGAACGCACCACCAAUGGAUUUCCACCAUGCUAAUGCAGCAUCGGCUUCCACCUCUAAGACGCGCUGUACAGUUUCAACACAGAAAUUGUGUUAAGGGAAGGAGAAAAGAAGAAGACAAGUCUUCGUAUGUUGCUCUUAGUCUGAAUAUAGCUCUGCCGACCUUUGUUUUUAAUGCUACAAUUUCUUAAAGUCUCCUUGUAACUGAGAUUCACUCAGCACGCAUGUUGGUUUAUCGACACCUGUACCAGAAGGCUAAUUCAAUAAAUUAAAGCUCAAAACAC